Messenger RNA from Cuculus canorus (common cuckoo), 3169 nucleotides. It is a transcript of the gene FOXL3, whose product is annotated as forkhead box L3. The record is from RefSeq and is a predicted model, not a curated record. Gene Ontology annotation, biological process: cell differentiation; regulation of transcription by RNA polymerase II; anatomical structure morphogenesis. Bases 202 to 957 code for a protein of 251 amino acids. Gene Ontology annotation, molecular function: RNA polymerase II cis-regulatory region sequence-specific DNA binding; DNA-binding transcription factor activity, RNA polymerase II-specific. Lineage: Eukaryota; Metazoa; Chordata; Aves; Cuculiformes; Cuculidae. The transcript is spliced from 4 exons.
UUCACCCCCAAUUCACCAGCACCAUCAGCCAGCAGCCGCCCGGCUCCGCUCCCCCCUUGGAGGCAGCAGCAAUAACAACUAUAACAACCUCCCCCCGAAAAAAAAUAAAAUAAUAUCCUACCAGACGAGCUGUCUGGGAUGCGAGAACUGCAAAAACAAUCCCCACCCCACCACAGAGAGAGCUGAGCAAGGAGAAGGACGAUGUUUGACAACACGCAGUACCCCUAUAACUGCUUUAAUUAUGAUGGGGAUGAUUAUCCUACCUGUAGUUCUGAUGAAGAGAAAAAAUUCACCAGACCGGCAUACAGCUACAUUGCCUUAAUUGCAAUGGCCAUCCAGCAAAGCCCUUCAAAUAAAGUCACCCUCUCUGGCAUUUAUGACUUUAUAAUGAAGAAAUUUCCUUACUACAGAUCAAAUCAAAGAGCCUGGCAGAACUCCAUCCGACAUAACUUAUCGCUUAACAGUUGUUUUGUAAAGGUUCCCAGAACAGAAGGGAAUGAGAAGGGGAAAGGAAACUAUUGGAGCUUUGCAACGGGAUGUGAAUCCAUGCUGGAUCUCUUUGAAAAUGGGAAUUACAGGCGAAGACGGAGGAGAAGGAACAUGAAAAGGGAACACAAGGAGCAGAGACCAAGCAGAGGGAAAAGUCCUUCAUCCCCUGAUACUUCUGUGCACUCUGCUUUAAACAACAUUUCCUGUUCUGAAAGUAAACAUGAAAGAAUUGAAUUGGGUCCAAGACUGCUGGAGCCACAUGGGUUUGGUCCGAACAGGAUGACCAACAGGCAGAGCUUAAGCAAUUCCUCCUUAGCAAAAUCGGAUUCUGAAAUUAAAUUCAGCAUUGAUUACAUCCUUUCAGCCCCUGACCCUUUGCCUGUCCUGAGAUCGCAAUAUAAUAUGCAAGAAAAUAAGUAUCAUCUACUAGAGACCCAGCAAAUAAACCUCCAGUUCUGGACAGUGUGAUGUUAUUUAUUUGUGGUAACAAAGUCUGAGUUGCAGUACAUUCAGCAGCCUCAUGUCACUGAAUAUCAUCCACCUGCCUCCUCAUUUUCUUCCUGAGCAGUGUCCAGAAAGGGUUAUUGAUUCAGCAGCCGAUACUCUCUCUGUUCCCAAAGAACUUUGCUAAGAUUAAAGCAUAAAUAACAGUUACCAAUAUCAGUUUUCACUAUUCUGAAAUUCAUUAAAUCCUUGCUCUGUCCUCUAAACUGCCUUGGACAUAAUUUAACGUCACAAAGAAUUUCCUUUCUCAAGCAGAAUUCAACAGAAAGGAAGGUUGCUUGUCACCCUUUACUUUAUUAAAAACAAAGUUAAUUUGAUCUCACUUUUACUGAUGGAAAUUAGGAUUAAUUCCACUGAAGUAUAUAGGUCAGAACUUAAGGUGAUCUAAAACAGUGCAAUUCUGUCAAUUUACACUGGUUGAGAAUGUAAGGAGGGUGUUUUCUUAAAAGGAAUCACAGAAAAUCACUGUCUUCCCUUAUUUUUAUUUUAACAUCAUGUUUCAAACUGUUUUGCAGCUUUAAUUCAUCAUUUUAUAGAAAAAUCUAGUUAUUAAUAACUGUUUAAUGUGCAAUUUUGUUGAUAUUCGGGGCAGAGUUGUUUAAACUGUUGAAGUUGUAUUCAGAAUAAUACCAAGAAAGAUAAUCGCAAGGCUGUUGAACUCCAGCAGUCUCUGAUGGAUAAUUUGACAAAGGCGUAGGGUCUCUUAAUGCUUUGCUUUUAAAAAUAAACACUUCUCCCCUUGUACUAUCAGAAAGCUUCCUAAGAUGCUGCAGGAAAGUCCUUGAACGUAUUUCAUUUAUCAAAUGUGAAGGGAGACCAGGCUUUGCAAGGACUUGUAUCCGGUGCUGACCAAAGCUAGAAUUCCACCUACUUUCUUCGAGACAAGCUCUAUAUUCCUGUUAAGCAGAUUCUUGUAUUGAUCCUUCUUGCAAGCAAUUACCAAAGUGAUACUUGAUCUGAUUUCAGCAAAGCCGGUGAGAUUCAUAAUUUAAAGACAGCAAUGUAGAUCAUGAGCUCCGUUUCUAAAGAAAGCCAUUUCAUCACCAUUUACACGGGGCGAGAUAUUUCAGAACAGAACCUGGUGGACAAUGAUUAACUGUGACGAGCAUUUAGGAACUUGCUUUAAUACAGUCUGUUCACAAUGAAUUGCUUCCCAGUACCUAAUGGCAGCAUUAGUAAAGACUUCACAAUAUCUUGGUUUUGGCUUGGCAACUGCAGAUUUCACCAACUGCAGAUCAAAGGAAAAAGAAAGACAAAGAUUCUGGUGGCUUUAAGUAAUUCUAUACAGAGAGAUAAAAUUAUCUUUGCAACAUGAACUAAAGGUAAAUGAAGGUAUACGAGAUAAGAUAAAGCAAAAUUGUGCUAGAGGUAUACUCAGGCAUGACUUGAAUUUUUAUGCAGAAGCUUUGACAUUUCACUAAGUUAUUUUACAUUGUGUCUAAUAAAUACUGUACAUUUAUACUAUAUAUUCUUAUAUAUUGUUAUUGAGAAAGGGAACAAUAUUACUGCACUUAUAAGUUGUAAAAAUGCAUGAUAUAUGUUGUCAUGAUGCUGAAACUCCUGCCAUAUACUUAAAAUUUACCAUCAGUGGUAUCUCACACUGAUCGGUAAUAAAUGCUCAUUUUUUGGAAAACUAUAAAACUCGCUAUCUUCAGGCAUUCCCGCAGCAUGCAAAAGUCUUUGCUUCAUCUUCAGAAAAGCCAAAAUGGAAAAUUGUGUCAGUUACACCACUGCAUGUAUUCCAAACUUUGAUGAGACGAUAUCUGAUGACUAAAUUCUCUCUUCAAACCGGAACUUUCAAUUCUCUGUGAAUCAAUGGUUAUUGUGGGCGAUUAUCUGAAAACAAAAUUUGACGCCUUACAUCUAAUUGAUCUGCUGUUUACACUUAUGUCAGAAAUAAAAUCUCGGGGGUCACUGGAUAGAUGAAUUUUCAUUUGAAGAGGGACAAGAAUUUGCUCCUUUAUUAUUUAUGCUCAGUAGUAAAUAGGUGUGGAAAGAGCAUGUCCUCAUUUAGUACUUCAAUGUAAUGCAUGCACUCACAUGUCAGUAUGUGUGCACCUCCAGGACGCUACCUACAUUUAUGUAUUCAUGCCUUAUAUGCGGAUUUUAUUCUUGAUUGUUUGAAACAUGGCAACGCUGCUGUUGGACUGAUAGUUCCAGUCUACAUCUGCAGUAU